AUGGACGCCUUGGAAUUGCAAGCAGCCCUGGUCAAGCUGGACCCGGCCACCACGGUCACGCCGAUCGGCACCAACGUGAAGAUGCUGCCGCCGCCUCAUCAUCGUAUCGCGUUCACCGUCAACCUGGACGAGAACGACCUGACGUUGGAGAACGCCGCGCAGAACGACGAGAGAGAGAAGACGAGCAACGCCGCUUCUAGGAAGCUGCACAACAACUGCCCGGCCCAGGUGACCGUCUCGAAUCAGCCGAACAACCGGCAGAUAGAGGUGUCGAAGUGCGAGAUGGCGGAGGUCAGGUGACGCCAGCCUUGCUACGACCUGAUCUUUUAUCACACUUACCCGCCGCACAGGGGCAGCAAGCAUCAUGCUAAGCAUCACGCUAAGGAGAAGAGACAUCAUCAUCAUCAUACAAUGCAUCAUCAGCAUCAUAGAUCUCAUGUGGUGAGUCAGUGCGUUCCUAUUCGUGCGUGAUCGUUCGUUGUUUUUUACUACACACACACAUACACACACACGUAGGAGAGGUAUUAGUGUGCUACUUUUCCUUCUCCUUCUUGGAAACUAUCGAUGUGUUUGCGUAGUUGUUCUUUGAUUGAAUAGUGUCUUUCUCUCUUUUGUAGGUGACUCUGUAGUAGUUUUUUUUUUUUAUUGGAAAUAGUUCUCUUUCUUUCUUUUUUGUCUUUUCGUUCGUCAAUAGCGCUUUCGUUUAGUUGGAAGAACUUUCUCUUUUUCACUGUGUGAUAUCGUUCUCUCUUCGUUUUAUUGAAAACUUGCUUCCUUUCUAGCGGAAGUUCUUCCUUUUUUUUUUUUUUUUUUUUUUUUUUAAAUAAUGUCCACAAUAGCGACAAUAUGAAUUCCCUCUUCUGCGUUAUGUUUUUUUUUUUUUAAUUUUCUUUUUCCAAAAACUGUCUGCGCAAGUUUGCAAAAUGAUCGACGAACGAUUUCACUGCAAAUUGAAAUCAUUUCUCGAUUGGUCGUCCAAACACGUCAUCGUUACACCAUAGUGCAAUUACUGUGUGUUAUGACUCGUGUAUUUAUGUCUGUGUAGAACGAUUAUGUGUUACUAGGGCAUGCAUGAUUGUUCAUCGUAUAGCGAAGUCAUGCGAUUAAGCGUUCAGCUGCUCUUACUUUGCGAAACCGUUAUUAUAGCGAAAGCCGAACAUUUUAGUCGCUAUUAUAACAUGUUGAUCGUUGAAUGAUUCCCCGUUGAACUACAUUGUCGUGCUUCUUACUUUUUUUUCAUACGUUUCAUACGUUUCAUACGUUUUUCAUACUUUUUUCUACAUUUAUUUCACUCGCAAUCAGACGAAGAACGCUUGAACCUUCGAGCGUUUAAUUGGGAUUAGAGUAUCGUACAAAUAAUCUUACAAUUGAUAAUAAAAUAAUUUACUUAUUAUGUAUAUGUAUUAUUAUUAUGAUAACGUAUAAUAUAUGUUACAACACAUUACAGUAUGUUUGA
Molecule: messenger RNA, 1456 nt
Organism: Heterotrigona itama
Lineage: Eukaryota; Metazoa; Arthropoda; Insecta; Hymenoptera; Apidae
Source: the annotation of a GenBank genome assembly